AUGACUACCUUGCAUUAUCUUCCCCCUGUCAAGCCCUCCGCCAUUGCGCUGGGUACAAUCUUCACCCACACUGCCUCCCUGGGAAUCCUAGCCCCCGUCUUCGGUGACACCUACCACCGCGCUCAAGCCGCCAACUCCAAGGAGGAAUUCAUCAAGUCCAAGGAGGCUGCCGGCGCUGCCGCAGCCUGGGGAAGCUCCCUCGUUGGAAGUGCUGUGCAGACCUACGGUGUCGCUGCACUGAUCAAUGCCACCGGCACACUGAGCUACAAGGGUGCUGCGUACCUAGGUACACUUAUUUUCUUCGCAAGCUCAGCUCCAGGCAUUGUUAGCCAAGUCUUCUCCGAGAAGCGACCCCUCGAUACUAUCGCUGUCGGCGCCGUCUCGAGAGUGUUCGAGACUGUUGGACUCAGCUUGUUCCUCACCUGGUGGGGAACACGCACUAACCCAUUCGACUAA
This is a messenger RNA of Penicillium crustosum, 456 nucleotides long. Its product is annotated as DUF1761 domain-containing protein. The transcript has 3 exons. Lineage: Eukaryota; Fungi; Ascomycota; Eurotiomycetes; Eurotiales; Aspergillaceae. The record is from RefSeq and is a predicted model, not a curated record. The coding region runs from base 1 to 456 and encodes 151 amino acids.